GCGCUGGCUGUCCGUUGGGCGGGAGUGAAGACAGACAGGUCUGCUUUCCAAUAGAUGGCGACAUUUUCUGGCCCGGCCCCUAGAGAGAACCAAUCAGAGGGAGAGGAGCCAGGCUUCUAUGGGUCGGGGUCCCCCAGCUGAAGUUUUGAGCCUGGUUUGGAAAGAGUUUGCCACGUGUGCGUGCUUCUGGGGAGGGACAGAGGGGAGGGGUGAGCCGAGGGUGGAUGUGGCUCCCUCCCUCCUCUUCCCACAGCAUCACCCACCUCGGCAGGGGGCUGGAGCCCCUGGGGAGCCUGGUUACAGCGAAACCUGCCUUAAGUUCCCUGCAAAACACAGCGCCUGGCCGCAUCGGUGUGCAAGUAAAGACCGAAUCCUCUUGUGCUGACAAUAUUGGGGGCACUUUAAGGCGGCUGCGAAAGGCACUGAGUGUAACUGACCCCGGAGGAGGAGAGGUGAAGGUCCUGGCUCCAGGCUCCCAGCUGUAUAAAACUCCUUUACGCAACCGUCAUCCAGAUUUUUUUUUCUUUUUGAGAAAAUAGGCCUUGCUGUGACUGACUCAAGGAUGAGGGUUGCAUUUUGGGCUCCCCUUUUCUGUGUGGUUGUUACCUGUGUGACUGGGGCUCUUAUCCCAGAAGCAGAAGUGAAGAUUGAAGUGCUCCAGAAGCCAUUCAUCUGUCAGAGGAAAACCAAAUGGGGGGAUAUGAUGUUGGUGCAUUAUGAAGGCUACUUGGAAAAAGAUGGUUCAGUGUUUCACUCCACCCACAAGCAUAACAAUGGUCAACCUAUGUGGUUUACACUUGGCAUAAAGGAAGCCAUUAAAGGCUGGGACAAAGGUUUAAAGGAUAUGUGUGUAGGAGAAAAGCGGCAACUAACUAUUCCUCCAUCCCUUGCUUAUGGAAAAGAAGGAAAAGGAAAAAUUCCACCUGAGAGCACGCUGAUAUUCAACAUUGACCUUCUAGAAAUUAGAAGUGGACCGAGAUCGCACGAGUCAUUCCAACAGAUGGAUCUUAAUGAUGACUGGAAGCUAUCCAAGGAUGAGGUGAAAGCAUAUUUGAAGAAGGAAUUUGAAAAGCAUGGUGCACCAGUGAAUGACAGCUAUCAUGAUGUUUUGGCUGAUGACAUAUUUGAUAAAGAAGAUGAAGACCGUGAUGGAUUUAUAUCUGCCAGGGAGUUCACAUACAAGCAUGACGAGCUGUAGAGAAGCCUGGCAAAAUUUUCCAUGAAGCAACUUAUGGUGUCAAGUUCUUUGUAACAUUUUUGAUUCAGUGUUCAGUGCUGACUGUUUCUAAUGAAACAGAAAAAACUUUUUUUUUCAUAUUCAAAAAAUGAUCCAAACUCUUAACUAUUUUUAGGUAUUGAAAUUAAGCCUUUUGUGCAGCAGUUGAAAAGGUUUAUGCAGUAACAGUGGUUUUGGUUGUACAAACCCUUAUUUUAUAUUAACUUAUUUUGCAAUUAUGAAACAAAAACUUGCCAUAUAACAAACUUUCAAAAAUGAAAAUCCAGUCCUUUAUCUGCCUUGCAUUUCCUUCUUCUGUGCUAUAUAUAUAUUUCAGCUCUCUCUCUCUCUCUCUCUCUAAUAAUAUAAAGGUAGUUUAAUUUUAAAUCAGUGACUUCAGUUAUAUGGCAUUAUUUUCCUUUGCAAAUCUGUGUUUGAAAAGCACAAGAAAAGAAAUGCCAACUAAUUUUCCUGAAGCUGUCAAAAAGAGGUACACUACAAAGGUGUGACGUGUUAUGAGCCUUCUCAGCUGUAGCAAUAUAGUGUAAUCUACAUGGGACAGAAUAAGAAAAAUUACUGUCUUCCAUUGGUUUAUUUUUAUAAAUAUAGUAGGCUUCCUUAGUGUCCCAACAAACCAAUGAUUCAUUUUGUAUUUAUUUCAGUGAUAUGAGCUAGAAUCAAGAUAGGAGUUAGAUGUUGCCAGUUACUUUUGCUAUUUAUUUAAACUGUCAGUUAUUAACAUUCCAUUUGAGUUGGGGAGGGAAGGGCUAUUUUUGAGAGAUUUGUACACGUAUCAAGUUACAGCACAACACCUACACUUAAUGGAAGACUUACAAUGCUAAUCAGUAUCUUAUGCAUCGGAAUUAAGAAACUUGCAUUGGUGCAGAGAGACCACAUGUUUUCUUUGACCUACUAAAUAUAUCUUAGGCUGAAUGCUCAAGUUUUAAGUUGCUUAGCUAUGAGGGAAAAAGGUAUCCUGAGAGGAAGUGAAAUGGUCACAAGGACACCCGCAUUGGUCCAAUUCCUGUCACUGCCUUAAAUAGUUUUGGGGUUUUUGUUUUGUCUUUUUUACGUUGCCUGUUGGGGGGAAAGUAGUAUUUAGAGUUGCAGAGGUAUAUACUGUAAAAUGCAGUAUGUUUCUCGCAGUAUUUCAUGAGUGGUACAAAAAUAAAUUGAAGAUCAAGUGUGCUGAUAUUUUAAACAAUAAAGUGACUUAGAAAAAUA
Gopherus flavomarginatus (Mexican gopher tortoise) is the source of this 2440-nucleotide messenger RNA. It is a transcript of the gene FKBP14, whose product is annotated as FKBP prolyl isomerase 14. Lineage: Eukaryota; Metazoa; Chordata; Testudines; Testudinidae. The transcript is spliced from 4 exons. Gene Ontology annotation, molecular function: calcium ion binding; peptidyl-prolyl cis-trans isomerase activity. The coding region runs from base 563 to 1198 and encodes 211 amino acids. The record is from RefSeq and is a predicted model, not a curated record.